AUGCCGUCUCUGCAGCUGCUGCAGCUGACGGACCGCGGCCGGGGGCUUCUCGCUUCCAGGAGGUCGGUCGGUUCGGAUCACUCACGCACUCGCCAAGUUCCCUCUUUUAACUUUCUCUCGCCGUUCUUGCCAAUUGCAUUCCUCACCGUCCUCACUUGUGCGCCACCAACCAGGAGGACGCUCGCCGUUGUCUCCGGCGCGGUGCUUGCCGGCGGAGCUCUGGCGUACGCCCGCUCGAGCCAGAGCCGGCGGAGGAGGCGUCUGGAGGCGAAUCGCGGCGGCGAAGCUGGUGCAUUGGCCGCGAACGGGGACGGGUUGAGCCAGAACGGUGCCGGCGGUGGAUUGGCUGCAGGAAAGCAGAAAAGGAGUGGCCUCAAAUCUCUGCAUUUCCUCGCUGCUAUCCUACUCAAGAAGAUUGGUCCCAGUGGCACGCGCUACCUUCUCGGCUUGGUAUUAACAGCGGUAGGUGCUUGCUAUUUACAGCUGUGGGGGCAUAGAUUAGCAAGAGUUCAAGGCUCUUUAAGUCUGCGUUUCAAGAAAAUUUUAACAGAUAUCACCCAUGCUGAUUACUUUGAGAAUAUGGUUUACUACAAGAUCUCACAUGUGGAUCAUCGGAUAUCAAAUCCGGAGCAAAGGAUUGCUAGUGAUAUCCCAAAGUUCUCUUCUGAACUAAGUGAACUUGUACAGGAUGAUCUGGCUGCAGUUGCAGAAGGGUUAAUAUACACCUGGCGUCUCUGUUCUUAUGCUAGUCCAAAAUACGUGUUCUGGAUUAUGGCAUAUGUGCUAGUUGCCGGUGGGGUAAUAAGGAACUUUUCUCCUGCUUUUGGGAAGCUGAAAUCUACGGAACAGCAACUAGAAGGAGACUAUCGUCAACUUCAUUCACGAUUAAGAACACAUGCUGAGAGUGUGGCAUUUUAUGGUGGAGAACAGAGAAGCAUCUCAUAUUAUGCAGCGUAUUUUGGCGCCACUGUGGCAGUUGUCCUUAUUAUAGAACCUUUCUUCUCUGGCAACCUUAGACCUGAUUCAUCUACCCUUGGAAGGGCUGAAAUGUUGAGCAAUCUUCGAUAUCACACAAGCGUGAUCAUUUCACUGUUUCAGUCUCUUGGGAUCCUUUCUAUCAGCACACGACGUUUAAAUAUCCUGAGUGGCUAUGCAGACCGGAUUCGUGAGUUAUUGGAUGUUUCACGUGAGCUGUCUGGGGUUCGUGAUAGAUCACUGAAUCACAAUUCUCCUGGAAAUUAUGUCAGUGAAGCAAACCAUAUAGAAUUUUCAGAUGUUAAGGUAGUCACACCUGCAGGUAAUGUUUUGGUUGAUGAUUUGACUCUCCGGGUAGAAACUGGUUCUAAUCUUUUGAUCACUGAUCAGGAGAUUGAACCACUUACCUAUGAUGGAAUGGUGGACCUUCUAAAGAAUGUUGACCUGGAAUAUUUGCUUGAACGCUAUCCUCUUGACAAGGAAGUUAACUGGGGUGAUGAGCUGUCCCUCGGCGAGCAGCAAAGAUUGGGAAUGGCCAGGUUAUUCUACCAUAAGCCAAAGUUUGCCAUCCUUGAUGAGUGCACUAGUGCCGUGACAACUGAUAUGGAAGAACGUUUUUGCAAAAAGGUUCGAGCUAUGGGUACAUCCUGCAUAACAAUAUCUCAUCGACCAGCUUUAGUUGCAUUUCAUGAUAUUGUUCUAUCCUUGGACGGUGAAGGAGGUUGGAAUGUCCAGCAUAGAAGGGAUGACUCAUCCUUUUCCACCGAAGAAUCUGAUUUUUCAUCAUCAGAAACUGAUCGUAAAUCUGACGCACUGACUGUUCAAAGGGCUUUUAUGAGCAGGGCAAAGAGCAAUGCUUCAUUGGGGUCCAAGGAUCAUUCAUACUGUACAGAGGUUAUAGCAACUUCCCCUAAGGUGGAAAUAGAACAUGCAGCACGGACAUCUCGAAUUCCACAUUUACGAUGUCACUCAAGACCCUUGCCUCUCAGAGUAGCUGCAAUGCUAAAAAUACUAGUUCCUAGACUAUUUGAUAAACAAGGCGGGCAGUUGCUUGCUGUUGCUGUUCUUGUUUUCUCUCGUACAUGGAUCUCUGAUCGUAUUGCUUCGUUGAAUGGGACAACUGUGAAGUUUGUCUUGGAACAGGACAAAGCUGCCUUUAUUAAGCGCCUGAUUGGUGUCAGUAUUCUACAAAGUGGUGCAAAUUCUUUUGUGGCACCAUCUCUUAGGACCCUUACUGCAAAACUUGCCCUUGGAUGGCGAAUUCGCAUGACCAAUCAUUUGCUUCGAUAUUACUUGAAAAGAAAUGCAUUCUACAAGGUAUUCAACAUGUCAGGUAAAAGUAUUGAUGCAGACCAAAGAUUAACACUUGAUGUAGACAAGUUGACCACUGACCUUGCCGGCCUAGUUACUGGAAUGGUAAAACCGCUAGUUGACAUUCUUUGGUUUACAUGGAGAAUGAAGCUCUUAUCUGGACGAAGAGGAGUUGCUAUACUGUAUGCUUACAUGUUACUGGGUUUGGGCUUUCUGAGAGCUAUAUCCCCUGACUUUGGUCGUCUCUCAGGCCAAGAACAAGAACUUGAAGGAACAUUCAGGUUCAUGCACUCGAGACUGCGGACACAUGCUGAAUCAAUUGCUUUCUUUGGUGGUGGUUCAAGAGAAAAGGCGAUGGUUGAGGCUAAAUUCGUCAAGUUAAUUAACCACUCAAAGAUUCUUUUGAGGAAACAGUGGCUUUAUGGUAUUGUUGAUGAUUUUGUAACAAAGCAACUUCCGCACAAUGUAACGUGGGGUCUGAGUCUGUUGUAUGCUUUGGAGCACAAGGGAGACAGAGCUUUAACCUCAACUCAAGGAGAGUUGGCACAUGCCCUGCGGUUCUUGGCUUCAGUGGUGUCACAGAGCUUCAUAGCCUUCGGCGACAUUCUUGAGUUACAUAAGAAGUUCCUUGAACUUUCUGGUGGGAUUAACCGGAUCUUUGAGCUUGAGGAGUUUACACGCUUCGCUCAAAGAAAUACUGCGGUGUCUACCAAUGCCAUCAGUGUAGCCUCAGAAGAAAUUAUUUCAUUUCAUGAAGUGGACAUUGUAACACCAUCACAGAAGCUAUUGGCUAGAAAACUCUCGUGCAAUGUGGUACAAGGGAAAAGCCUUCUUCUGACUGGUCCCAAUGGUAGUGGAAAGAGUUCUAUUUUUAGAGUGCUCAGGGAUCUGUGGCCCACCUUCUCUGGGAGAGUUACCAAGCCCUCAGAAGGGAUGUUUCAUGUUCCUCAACGGCCAUAUACCAGCCUGGGUACUCUGCGGGAUCAGAUCAUAUACCCUCUCUCAAUGGAGGAAGCGAAGAUAAAAGUUCUUUCAUUACAUAGAUCUGGUAGCAAUUCUAGUGCCUCUGUACUGCUGGAUGAUCAUCUGAAGACAAUUCUAGAGAAUGUCCGGCUGCUGUAUCUUCUAGAAAGAGAAGGGUGGGAUUCUACACCAAACUGGGAAGAUGUUCUGUCGUUAGGAGAACAACAGAGGCUUGGGAUGGCUCGUUUGUUUUUCCAUCAUCCUAAGUUUGGUAUCCUCGACGAGUGCACCAAUGCUACGAGUGUUGAUGUUGAAGAGCAUCUGUACAGACUUGCAACUAGCAUGGGCAUAACUGUGAUCACUUCCUCACAAAGGCCUGCUUUGAUACCCUUCCAUGCCUUGGAGCUGAAGCUCAUUGACGGCGAAGGGAACUGGGAGCUAUGUGCGAUCCAGCAGUGA
Miscanthus lutarioriparius is the source of this 3708-nucleotide messenger RNA. The record is from the annotation of a GenBank genome assembly. NCBI's taxonomy places the organism in Eukaryota, Viridiplantae, Streptophyta, Magnoliopsida, Poales, Poaceae.